This is a messenger RNA of Cucurbitaria berberidis CBS 394.84, 1431 nucleotides long. RefSeq lists its product as uncharacterized. The record is from RefSeq and is a predicted model, not a curated record. Bases 1 to 1431 code for a protein of 476 amino acids. NCBI's taxonomy places the organism in Eukaryota, Fungi, Ascomycota, Dothideomycetes, Pleosporales, Cucurbitariaceae. The transcript is spliced from 2 exons.
AUGAGCCGAUCAUCAGGCACUUUAAAGAAUUCCACGAACCCUGAACUUGCACCAUGUACUGACGCAAGCAAGACCCAUACAGGUCUUGCAACCCCACAGACGAUAUUUGCAAACAUACAUGAUGGAACGGUGAUCUCGCCCUAUGUUGCCAACGACUUCCGAUACCCCGAAUCCACGUCUCUAAUGCAUUACGCUCCGCUAGAGGCGUUCCCUAUCUUUCAAGGCGGUGACGUUCAUGUCAAGUCGAGCUUUAUUGAUCCACCAAAGCAGUGGCGACUCCAUAGCGCUAUUCUUGCUCGACAUUCUCCUUGGUUCGCCCGAUCCCUACAGCAAGAACGUAGGAGUGAAGACGACGGUCCCACCUGGUUCUCGUACACUAUCGAGGAAGUUGAAGGCAAGAUUGGACUUGUGCGUCAACAAAUCACAGGCGAACAGCCAGAUAUCGAAGCUCGAGAUGAUGGUGGUAUAGAUCUCGGUACCGCCGUAAAGGUCGAAGAGACGGACGAUACCAUCUUGGCUACUAAAGAGCGCCCGGCAUCAAUACCAGUAUCAGGGACGACUAGAAAUGCAACCCACGUCCUCUCAGGGAUGAAUCACAGCUCCACCAUGGCGAUCUACAGCCAAAUCUUUGGAACAUUCUAUAGCAUUCCACCCUCAAUCUCCACGGCCUCCAUCGCCGUCGCCCUCACCCAAUCCGAACAGCUCGCCGAGAUCGCGCAAAACCUAGGAUGUCUACACCUCAUCACCUCGCAUAUUGGCAAUGCCCUCUUCUCGUACCGCCAGUCCCUCUUCAGCGCCAUCAAAGCCGACCCUGCUCGCUGGAUUCUACUCUCCAUGCUCCUCCAAAACGACAGCAUAUACACCGAAGCCCUGAUCCACCUCGCAGGCGCACACCCCUGCUGGCCCUGGCCUACAAAGCGGACAGUAGUGCCUGGAGAGAUUCGACGUCUUAUCAUGACGAAGAGCAGGGCGCUGGACAGACUAUGCUUGGAAGCAGAAAGGGAAUUGUUAUUGCUCACAAUAUACGUCCGCUCUAAACCAGUGCAACCACAGGAAAAGAGUCAAUUCGACACUUGGUUCAUUGUGCAGAACUUCCGCGACAUCCUCGCUAGGGAGUUCAACACUCUCGAAAACGACCGAAAGAAAAGUAUGAGGCGCGGCGCUAUCUUUCGGAAAAUUCGCAAGGGAGGCAGUCUGUAUAUGAGCUACGAGGAAAUGAGACGCUUGAUGGAAAGAAUCAUGCCGAGUGCAGUGGACAAUCUGAGUGAGGAUUUGACCUUGCUGAAGAAGCAUGCCAGUGGCAUUGUGGAGGAGCUGGCCGCGAACGAGCUCAUGCUUGAUGUCGAGGCGAAUCAUGUCGGUUAUCUCACAUGUACGAAGGUGGGAGAUGAGGAUAUACUGUGGCGGGCGGGUCAGCAAAGUGAGGCUUGA